CGAACGCGAAUUCAAACUUGUAAACAAAGCUUGACAGUGUCAUUGUGAGCAAAAAGUCGCGAUUUUGCCAAAAUGAUGCGAAAAUCAAAUUUAGGGGCUGGAAGUGUUCAGCGCCCUGGAACCCUGAAACCUCGAAAUACAGACAAUACUCCAAAUAACAGGCGGAGUGCAGGGCAACAGAUGAGGAAGUCUUACCUUCCCAAAGCCUCACAAGUAGACAGUGCUAAGAAACUAGCCAGUAGAAGUAAGCGCAUCAGUGCGGAAGGACUCAGCAGACUCUCCAUCGCUUCGGGAAGAUUUACCCCCACUAGGAACAAUGUCCCGGUCUCAAGCAUGUUGGCUCCUCCCAGUGUCAGCAGACUGUCAAUGGAUUCAGCGCGCAACUCCAGCAUGGGAACAAAAGUGAGGAAGGAGAUCCGCCCCAUCACAGACUCCAGUUUUAAGAGCCAGUGCGUGGACAAAAUUCUGGACUUCCUUGUCAGCAGGAGCUAUGAACAGCUGGUUCAGCGAAGAACACUCCUCACACCUUCCACAAAAGAUUUUGCUAACAUCUUCAGCUUUAUAUACAGGCACCUUGAUGGUCAAUAUAAUUUGCCAAACAGAUUCGAAGAGGAAAUUCCGCGCUUGUUAAAGCUUUUGAAAUAUCCAGUGCAGAUGUCAAAAUCAUCCUUCAUUACGGAUUGGACCGGGACAGAAUCGCUACACCUGGGGAAUUUUGGUGCACCUCGGGACCGCAUUAAAGCUUUGUGCUCAAAUGCCGUUAUGCUUCGAGUCAAAUCUCAACAACCCCAAUCUACAGUGGCUCAUUAG
This is a messenger RNA of Penaeus vannamei (Pacific white shrimp), 810 nucleotides long. NCBI's taxonomy places the organism in Eukaryota, Metazoa, Arthropoda, Malacostraca, Decapoda, Penaeidae. The record is from RefSeq and is a predicted model, not a curated record.